Messenger RNA from Phytomonas sp. Hart1, 600 nucleotides. Lineage: Eukaryota; Euglenozoa; Kinetoplastea; Trypanosomatida; Trypanosomatidae. The record is from the annotation of a GenBank genome assembly.
AUGGAGCGCGAUCGCGGCAAGGGUGGCGAUGGCCGUUCAGAUGAUGGCUCCGCAUCCUCGGUGGGGGAGGGCGUGGAAGUGAGUGCCCCAACCACUGCUUCGGCCAAUGAUCCCAACAAGGAGGCGUUGCGCGACCCCAGUGGGGUUUUUCCUUCUUCCGGGAAGCACCACCGCAGGGAGGCGCUUUUGCUUGACGAUUCUGAGCUUUUUAUGUUUGACUUUAGUGACCCCACGGCGAUCCCUCCCGCGGAGGAGGUGAUGUCUCCUUCGGACGAAGUGGAGGAGCCGCCCUCGGUGGGGACGACGACCCUGCAAACGCCUUUUAUCGCGCCCGCCGGGAGGGUCCUCGGCCUGGCGGAGGUCCGGCAGCACGCCGAGGAGGCCUUGAGCUUGGGCGCCCUGGAGUUUAUGCGGCCCCCGACCCUUCAUCGCGAUGGAUCGGCGGGCACCUUAGGGGAGACCAUCGAGCGCUUCGUGACGAGGCUGCGGCGCUACGACGAGGGUUUAUGGCGGGCGCAUAAAGCGCAGACGGAGGGCGGUAGGGCGGGUGCGCCGCGAAGACGACCACGCCCCACACCUCAAGAAGGAGACGGUAAAUGA